CCCUGGACUUUUCGCUGAGCAGCUGAAGCCGAGGGAUCUCCCGCAUUGGUGUCCCCUGACAAGCGGCACAAUGUUCGGCAGCCUGCUCAGAGACUUCGAGGAGGACCCCUUCUUCUCGGACCCGUUCACCGCUCACCAAGAGCAUGUGAGACAGAUGAUGAGAAGUUUCUCUGAUCCCUUUGGAAGAGAUCCAUUCUUCAGUAUCACAGAUGGCAGAACUCGGGGUCACAGGGGGCGACCGGGGUCCCAGGUGGCCCUGAGAGAAGAUCACAGGGCUUCAAGUCUUUCCCAUAUGCCUUCAGCCAGUUUUACUGACCUGAACACAGACCUCAGGGACUCUUUCCACUCCGUUGACAAUAUGAUGGCAAACAUGCGGAACAGGAUGAUUGAUAUGCACAGACACUUUGAAGGAUUGUCAGACAGACCAGACAUUCAUUCAUUUAGCUCUUCUUCGGUGACUACCUACUCCAAGACUGGAGAUGAACCCCCAAAGAUUUUCCAAGCGACCAGUCAGACACGCAAAGCCCCAGGUGGUAUCAAAGAGAUAAAGAAAUCUGUCAAAGAUUCAGAGAGUGGGUUUGAAAAAUUGGCCAUCGGACAUCACAUCAAUGAUCGAGCCCACGUCAUCAAGCAGUCAAAGAACAAUAAAACAGGGGAUCAAGAAGUCAACCAGGAAUUCAUCAAUCUAGAUGAAUCGGAAGCGCUAUCAUUCAAUAAUGAGUGGGAACAAGAGAUUUCCAAGUUCAAGCCGUCUGGAGAAAUGCCUUCAUUAGAAGCUCCAAAACAUAAAACCCACUACAGAACCAAAAUAGGACCUCCAGAUGUAAAGAAGAGGUGAGAGGGAGCGGUGCAUUUCCAAAAAGGUCAUUUAGAAGUUGAAAUGCGUCAAGGGAAAGCAUCUGUUGCAUUAGCUAUCAAUAAUAAAUAAAUAAUUGAUACGUGCACAUUUAUUUGGUUCUGCAUUUUUUUCAUUGUGCGCAGUCAGGAUGGCUGCUGAUUGACUGCAUUUGCCUUACUUGAACAAAACCAGGUAAUGGGCAAGAACUGGGUCUAUAAAGUGCCAGGUGUCAUGGAUAUCUGGGCAAGCCAAGAUUUCCUGCCAUUACAUGAAUGUUGCACACCCUCAGCUGUAAAUCUAAUUGUUGGGUGAAGAUCUUGUUAUUGCGGUUUGUAUUCUAUGUUAAUGCAGUUAUUUGGCUAUAUAAAGGUGAACCUCUAUCCUAUUACUUUUUUUUUUUUUUUUGUAAAUACAUAACCCUAUAUUUUAAUAAAGCUACAACCUUUACACACUA
Pelobates fuscus (common spadefoot toad) is the source of this 1292-nucleotide messenger RNA. It is a transcript of the gene MLF1, whose product is annotated as myeloid leukemia factor 1. The record is from RefSeq and is a predicted model, not a curated record. Lineage: Eukaryota; Metazoa; Chordata; Amphibia; Anura; Pelobatidae. The transcript is spliced from 8 exons. Gene Ontology annotation, cellular component: nucleus; cytoplasm. Gene Ontology annotation, biological process: regulation of DNA-templated transcription. The coding region runs from base 71 to 838 and encodes 255 amino acids.